AAUUAUUUAAAAUGCAAUUUAGAAGUAAAAUAUAAAAUAUUUAAUGUUAAAGCAAUUAAUAAAGUUCACAAGGCUUACAUCUAAUAAACAUAAAUUCGAAGGAAUAAGAACUAAAGAGCCGUGACAGAAUGUUAGUGUCUAAAUAAUUCUUAUUUAUAUGUUAUAUGUACAUAUACAGGGUGUAAAAUGAUUUGCACGCACUAUUUAUGCAGUAAUAGUCUUUAUGAAAAACUGAAUAAAAAAAUCCCGAGUCAUAUGUUCGAAUCAUACUUCAUAAAAGUGAUAAAAGUAGUUAUGAUUAUUAAUUAAAAAUUAGCCAAGCAGCAUGGCUUUUUAAACGGACGUACCUUCGUGAGUCAUGUGUACGUGAGGCAAGCUGUGCGCCUUAGCGGUGGUGUGUCGUGUCCGAAUAACUUUGGAUUAUUAUAUGUAUACUUAGGAUUACUCACCCACACUUAUAUUUUGUCACAGCCGUACGACGCAUUAUUCAGGCAAACCCAGACAAGAUUUUAUGAGAAUUCUAAGGGAUACUGAAAUAGCGGAUAUAUUGAAUAUUUAAUGUUAUGAAGGGUGGAAUAGAUGCGAAUAGUAUUUGAAAACUAACUUCCGGAGAAAUGGCAUAUUUACGCUUGAAACCUCAACAACUGCUUCGUAUUCUUGAAAUACUGGGAAUAUUAUCCAGUACAUCGCCGAAACCAGUUUCUGGUCGUUAUUCGAUUUUAAGAAAUAUUAUAUGGUGUCUAACUUUCGUCAAUUUAAUAUUUCAAUUAAUUGGCGAUUUUCUGUUUUUUUUUCACUGUCAAGAUAGCAUUAUGAUGCUGAAAACUAUAUUUAUAUCUGCUUGUGUUACCGAUGCAGUUCUAAAUCUCAUAAUAUGUCAUGUUCAAAAAGAACGACUUCAGUACCUGCUAAACGAAAUUGAAAAUUACCUGCAGACUGGAGAUGAAAAUGAUAUAAAUAUUCUACAGAAACAUGUGGAUCGUUAUACAUUAAUUUUAAUAGUAAACACUUUACUGCUAUCAUGUGCUGGAAUGAUUAUCUUUGUUCGUCCUUUAAUUACAAAAGAUUAUUUUCCUGUCGAUGUGUGGUACCCUGCAUCUUUUACGAUGACACCAUUUAGAAGAUGUAUAAUUUAUAUCUUACAAGUACUUACUGGCAUAGAAUGCGUUCUAUGCUUGAAUACUGAUAUCUCAAUCGCCUUGUUUUUCUGUUAUUCUGCGGCUAGACUAGAAGUAUUGCAACGUAAUCUACAAAAUACAAAAACCAAAGAUUAUAUACGCAAAUGUAUCAUGCAGCAUCAAGAUAUUAUCAAAUUUGUUAACCUAACCCAAGUCACAGUACAAUAUUUGAUAUUAAAACUUAAUCUUACCAUGGGUACAGCUGCAGUUUGUAGUCUCUUUCCAUUGAUUAUUGAUCAACCUCUGGUUGUUAAAGGUCAAUUUGUGUUUACGUUUCUCAGUGCGUGCGAGAGAUUUUACAUUAGUGCUUGGUCAGCAACUGAUUUAAGUGAAAUGAGCAAAAAAGUAGCAUAUAGUGCUUCGUUCGAGGAUUACGUAUCACCAGGAACUGUGAAUGACAUUCUGUUUUUAAUAUUAAGAAGUCAAAAGCCUCUUACAAUAUCUAUGGCAGGUUUCCUUCCUGUUCUUUCUGUAGAAUACUUUGGAAAUUUUAUGACAAAGGCAUUUUCCUAUUUUACGGCAAUGAAAAGUUUUAUUAAUACUUAACUCUACGUCUAUAUUUUCCGUUAUAUAUAGUCUUUUUAUAGUAGGAAUUAUUUUAUUGUAUGUAUAUUCUCACUAGAAAAAUACAUAAAAAAUUUUAAAUUAAUGUACACGUUAUUACAAUAAUACCUGCCUCACAGCUUAUUUAUGGAUAGAACGGGCUGGACUAACAAUGAGUUGAAAAGUCCUCUAUCAUUUUGCAAUUUUCGCAAUAAUUAUCUAG
Molecule: messenger RNA, 1944 nt
Organism: Vollenhovia emeryi
Lineage: Eukaryota; Metazoa; Arthropoda; Insecta; Hymenoptera; Formicidae
Product: odorant receptor 30a-like
Exons: 7
Coding region: 615-1724 (369 amino acids)
Biological process (GO): detection of chemical stimulus involved in sensory perception of smell; sensory perception of smell
Cellular component (GO): plasma membrane
Molecular function (GO): olfactory receptor activity; odorant binding
Source: RefSeq, a predicted model, not a curated record